AUGGCGCUGCUGCGGGCCCGCGCGCUCUAUGACUUCAAGUCGGAGAACCCGGGCGAGAUCUCGCUGCGGGAACACGAGGUGCUGAGCCUGUGCAGCGACCAGGAGAUCGAAGGCUGGUUCGAGGGGGUCAACAGCCGCGGCGACCGCGGCCUCUUCCCGGCCUCCUACGUGCAGGUCAUCCGAGCGCCUGCCGCCGAGCCGCCGCUGCCGCUGCCCGUGCCCACCCCGGCCCGCUACGCGAACGUGCCGACCGGCGGCUUCGAGCCCUUAGCGACGCCGGCCAGCGCCUUCAACCCUCCCCCGGUGCUGCAGCAGCAGCAGCAGCAACAGCUCCCUCCACCGGCCGCCGAGCCUUUCCAGCUGCCUCCACCGCCAGCCGCGUCGGUCUUCUCCUCCUUCCAAGCGCUGCCUUCUUACGGCGGCUCUUCUUACCAGACCAGCCAAGGCAGCGACGACGAUUGGGAUGAUGAUUGGGACGACAGCUCUACGGUGGCGGAUGAGCCGGGCGUCCUGGGCAGCUCCUACCCGGACUACGAGAACGCAGGCAUGGGAGGCGGCGGCGGCGCAGGCGGCCCUUCGAGCAGGUACCGCCUUUCUACCCGCUCCGAUCUGUCUCUGAGCUCCCGGGGCAGCCAGCCUGGCGGACCUCUGCAUCACCCGGCGGGCGGCGCCAAGAGCUCCGCCACGGUGAGCCGCAACUUGAACCGCUUCUCCACUUUCGUGAAAUCGGGAGGAGAGGCCUUUGUACUGGGCGAGGCGUCCGGUUUCGUGAAGGAUGGGGACAAACUCUGCGUGGUGCUGGGCACCUACGGGCCUGAAUGGCAGGAGAACCCUUACCCUUUCCAAUGCUCCAUCGAAGAUCCCACCAAGCAGACCAAGUUCAAGGGCAUGAAGAGUUACAUUGCCUACAAGCUGGUGCCAAGCCACACUGGGCAGCAGGUGCACCGGCGCUACAAGCACUUUGACUGGCUCUAUGGGCGCCUGGUGGAGAAGUUUCCUGUCAUCUCGGUGCCCCAUUUGCCAGAGAAGCAGGCCACUGGACGCUUUGAGGAGGACUUUAUCUCCAAGCGCCGCAAAGGCCUGGCAUGGUGGAUGGACCACAUGUGUAGCCAUCCAGUGCUGGCACAGUGUGAUGCCUUCCAGCAUUUCCUGACCUGUCCCAGCACUGAUGAGAAGGCCUGGAAGCAGGGCAAACGCAAGGCUGAGAAGGACGAGAUGGUGGGUGCUAACUUCUUCCUGACCAUUAGUGUCCCUGCUGGUGGCCCUGCUGCUCUCGACUUGCAGGAGGUCGAAAGUAAGGUAGAUGGCUUCAAGAGCUUCACCAAGAAGAUGGACGAGAGCACCAUUCAGCUGAAUCAGACGGUCAAUGAGUUUGCCCGCAAGCAGGUCACUGGCUUCAAGAAGGAAUACCAGAAAGUAGGGCACUCCUUCAAGGGCCUCAGCCAAGCCUUUGAGAUGGACCAGCAGGCUUUUUCAGUUGGCCUCAAUCAGGCCAUUGCCUUCACUGGGGAAGCUUAUGAUGCAAUUGGUGAACUCUUUGCAGAGCAGCCCAGACAGGACCUGGACCCAGUGAUGGAUCUGUUAGCUCUAUAUCAAGGACAUCUGGCUAAUUUCCCAGACAUAAUCCAUGUCCAGAAAGGAGCCCUUACCAAAGUUAAGGAAAGUAAGAGGCAUGUGGAAGAAGGGAAGAUGGAGGUCCAGAAAGCUGAUGGCAUUCAGGAUCGUUGUAACAUUAUUUCUUUCGCCACCCUGGCAGAAAUUCACCAUUUCCACAAAAUUCGAGUCAGGGACUUCAAAUCACAAAUGCAGCAUUUCUUACAACAGCAAAUACUUUUUUUCCAAAAAGUGACACAAAAGUUAGAAGAAGCUCUUCACAAGUACGACAGUGUUUAAUAUUUCUUAGAUCUUGGACUUUGAAUGGUGGAUAUUUCUUGGCUUGUGGAUGGAAUAAGCAACAGAGUCAAACACCGCUCUCAAAUACCUGUUGGGGUGCUUUACAAGGAUGAUUUUAUACUGGAUUCCAGCUGAACCUAAUAAUUGCAUAAGGAGGAAAUAAUUAUGCCUAUUUAGUGGAGACUGUACUACACAUUGUAACUAAGUUAUACUCCAAAUGCCUACACUACCAUUGUAAUGUUUUUGAAAUAAUGAUUAUACUAUUUGCCUUAUUGCUUUUUUGAAAUACGGUAUUUUAGUGCAUAUUCUGUAGACCACAAAACCUUUUGGGUCUUUCAGGAAGUUGGCUAGAUAAAAGCCUGCUUCAGAUGCCUUUUUAAAAUUCUCUUAGGUUUGAAUUUUCUAAAUUCAACCAAUUCUCUGUUUACAAAUUCCUAUUAGAGCAGCUAUGCGAUUUUGUGCCUUUAGACUUACGGUUUUCAUUAUUUUUUUCUAGUAAAACACAUUUUUAUGACUGAUUGAAUGAAGGAUUGGCUCCUCUGACAGGGCCUGAUUUCAAACCUCAUAGUGACUGAAAAAUAACUAGUCAUGUAACUUGCACACUAGAUAUUAUGUUAAAUGUUGGCUGAAAAAAACCCUGGGAUUUAAAAUCAUUUUAGACUUCGUGCUGAUUAAAAAUACUAUUUAUUAUUUGUACCAGAACCUUAAAAACACAAGCAAGAGUGCAGCCCUGCUGUAUUCCUUUUUUAAACAUGGAACAGAAAACCUUUCAGUGUAACACAUCUUUGAAUGGAAACUUGGACCACUUAUCUAAUAAAAGAAUACUGAAGUUUAUCAGUGGAGUAAGAGGUGAGGAUUAGUGGCUCGCAUGUAUAUGCAUGUGUGUUUUGUUUGCAAGACUUGUGUGUCUGUUGAUUUCUUUGACUCUGAACAUGAGCCUACAAAACAUUCUGUGAAAUUGCUGAUUGGUUGGGAGGAAAAUAUUAAUAACUCUUGACAAACCUAUUUCCAUGAAUGCAUCUAAUCUAUUUUUACAGCCAUGUAAAAUGUGUGCCCUUUCCCAGAUCUUGUGCUAGUAAUUCUUGUAAUUUAUGGCCUAGGUGCACAUUCUGGAUGCAUUUUCUUCACAUUCUAAGAGCACAUUCUGGGUGCAUUCUCUCCAUUCUAGAUCUCUCACACACACAUGCACCCCCCAAGUGGCUUUUUCCCUUAUAGGAUUUCAGAUGUGAGUUCAUCGUUAUGGCAGAGUGUGGGAGAAAACUUAGAAUGCUGCAGAGUUAAUUUCCUCCAUUACACCUUGGGAUGAUGUGGGAGUUCCAGCAAAAAACAUCAGGCCUCUUAAAUCAUGGUUGUCCCAGCACCAGUAUAUGCAAGAGCAUCCACACUUCUUUUAGCAAUAAAUUACAUACAAUUAAAAGCAACAAUUUCACUCUCAGGUGAAUGCCAUCUGCUCUCUUCUACCCUCCCCUGGUCUCUCUGUGUUUAGUUUGUUAGUUCUAAAAACUUCAUUCUUUGUCACUUCCUUGACUUGUGGAGGUCGUCUCCAAUAUCCUCUACAGUUCAUUAUAUUCAUGAUGUAAAUAAAAUGUUCUUCCAAAGUUGAACCUAAAAAUUAAAGCUGAACCUUGAUUCUUAA
Elgaria multicarinata webbii is the source of this 3529-nucleotide messenger RNA. RefSeq names its product sorting nexin 18 (gene SNX18). Gene Ontology annotation, molecular function: protein binding; phosphatidylinositol binding. NCBI's taxonomy places the organism in Eukaryota, Metazoa, Chordata, Lepidosauria, Squamata, Anguidae. Gene Ontology annotation, cellular component: plasma membrane; cytoplasmic vesicle. The transcript has 2 exons. Gene Ontology annotation, biological process: cleavage furrow formation; endocytosis; mitotic cell cycle. The record is from RefSeq and is a predicted model, not a curated record. The coding region runs from base 1 to 1893 and encodes 630 amino acids.